AUGGAAAAAAUAAGAGCGUGCGUCGCGGCGUGCGCGGUGCGUCCGCGGUGCGGAGCGGUGGUCGCGGCGUGCGCGCUCGCGGGGGGGUUCGGCGCGCUCUGGGGAAGGGUCGAGGUCGACGCGCUGAAGUUGUGGGUCGACGCGCGAGCGCGGGAGGAGGUAAAGACGUACGAAGACGCGUUCGGUGACUAUAGGACGCAGGCGUUCGUCGUGACGGCGAAGCGAGCGCCGACGUUGGCGUCGAGGGAGGCGUUCUUAGAACUCAAGGACUGGCACGACUGGAUGUACGGUUUGGAGGCGCCGUCCGCGGCGGGGUCGUACACCCUGCACGAUUUUUGCUACAAGUACGUCGAUUCCGAACCGCACACGCCGUGUUUUCAAAUAACGCCGUUGGAUUGUUUCGCGGAAGGUGCGGUGAGCGCGCCGGGAGGGGCUGAGAAGAACGAUGCGUUCGCGGCGUCGUACUCGGUUCGCCCGAGCGUGGCAUCAUUUGAUUUCGAGAAAGAUUUCAAUCAGUCUUUCGCUCGAGGGUGCAAACAAUGGUUCAAUCUCGCGACUCCCCCGAAAGUACUGUUUUCGGGAUUGCGAGAAGACGCGAACGGGUUAGAUGCGAUGCGCGUGGUGUUUCAAACGCGCGACGCCGCCUCGUUGGCCGCUCGCGGCGUGGUGCGAACGACUUUUACGCCGACGCAGGCGUCGGCGGUCGACGUGUUGGGCUGUCGCGCGGGGACGCCAUCGUUGGAAGAUUGCUCGUGCAUAGAAACGUUUAAUUUGUUUUCGGUGUUGGAAUACGGUUGCGUUCCGGAGGGCGACGCGGAGCAGCCACCCACGUGCUGCGAGUAUAUGGCGAGACUACGCGAGCAUCCGUGCGUCGAGACGUUGUGGAUGAGCGACGCUACGUUGUUCGCGCUCGGGAAUCAAGUGUUCACUACGUGCGGAAUAGCAAGAAUUUCGUUCGAUUCGCAGUGUGUGAGACUUCCGAACGGAGAAACGUUACGCAAGUCUUCGACGAGUGGAAUCGAAGACGAUUACUACGAAGACUUGAGCGCUUCAACGCCAGUGACAAACGUCUUCGAGUGUGGAUUCAAGCUACGUUCGCUGCAAACGAAAUGUCCAUUGAUCGCCGAGGGUAAUUACACGGCUGCGAGCGAGUGUUGUGCGAGCUUGGAGACUUUUGCCUUGUCGAAAUGUCACUGCGGGGAUCUUCACUGCGGAGGAAGAUCGAGACCGUGCGAGUCCCUCUUCGCUCGCGAUGACGUCGGACAAAUCGUACAGUUUUGUACGCUGAGCGGAUUCUCGACGCCUAGUUUCGAUGUUUGCGGUAGGAAUACGAGUGUUGUCACUCCACCGGCGAAGCGCGCGUCCAAAUCUGCGUCAACGGCAUCGACUUUGAUUUGGGUUCCCGCACACGAACGCCGCGAACUCUCGAAAGAGGACGCUGAAGAUUUACUGUUGGGUUGGGAAUCACUUUGGCUCUCGCAAAUCGACGCCAAAAUUGCGAAUUACGAGCACAUUUCAAUCGCUUACAUGUCACAACGAAGUACUGAGGAUAUCAUCGCCGCCGCGUCGAGGGGCGCCUUCGUGCUCCUCUUCAUUGGUUACUUCACCGUCGCCUUUUACGUCGUGACAUAUUUCCAUCUCAGCCCGAACGCUGCGUGUGGCCCUCGAGCAGCUGUCGAAGGCGUCUCUGUAGUCGCUUUAAGUACGUGGGCGUCUUUAGGAUUGAGUGCCGCGCUCUCGCGAAUCUCUGGCGUGACAUUUAACGCCAUCACGCUUCAAGUUUUGCCGUUCUUAUCGCUCGGCUUGGGCGUGAAUGAUUUCUUUGUGCUCGCGUCGCACGCCGCGGCGGCUACGGCAGAACUUGAAGAUUCAUUCGUUGACGGUGAUUCAAUAAGUUCUAAUGAAGACAUACUCGUUCGCACUUUACGCGAUGGUGGUACAUCGGUGACACUGUCCAGCGCGAUGAACUUUGCCGCGUUCUUGCUCGGCGCCAUUUCGCCGGUGCCCGCGGUGAGAAACUUUGGUAUCCAAAUAGCGUGCGCAGUGGCAUGCAACUACAUCGUCGCGUUGUUGGUUUUCCCUGGCAUUCUGUAUCGACAUCUCGAGCGACGCAGCGCAUCUGAGGCGAGGAGGGUAUCAGAAGACGUCGAAUGCACGACACCGCUCCGUCGCGACUCUUCCUUUGCGAAGAUUUCAUCGGCGGUGUAUGAGCCGUUUGUGCGGUGGCGUGAGCGUUUGAUUGCUGCACCACGCGCAAGCACGGCGUUACGCCUUGCGGUGCUCGCCAUGUAUGGUGUCUUCGCCGUGUAUUUGAUCGCCGGCAUUCCAACAGUACGCCUUGGACUCGAAAUGCGGGACGUCAUACCGAGCGAUUCUUACAUGGCGCCGUUCGUGGCGGAGAUGGAGCAUCGAUUCGCCACGUAUCCUGUCUUCGUCUUCGUCUCGAAUGUCGAUUUUGCUCGGUACGCCGUGGCGUUGCGAGAACUCGAGCGCGACUUUCUCGACGUCGCGCACGUCGACGUAACGCACGGGUCAACCAACUUCAUGAUUUACUACACCGAAUACGCGGAAUCGAGAGUUGCGGGCGGGCAUUCGUGUUCGCUGAACGACACGCGUUGGUACUACGACGCCACGAGGGCGGCGGAACCUUACGAUUCGUGCGCUGCGGACGCGCUCGACGAGAAUCAAACGUUUACAUGCAUGGUAAAGUGCUUAGCACACGUACCUCAGACGCAAUCGAAGCGGUGCGAAUUCCACAAAGGCGCGAGCCGCGAGCGAAGUCGAUGCUACUGCCCUCAUCGACUGAUUUACAACGAAGACGCAUUCGUUCGCGAGUUCCCGGCUUUUCUCGCCGGCGGUCAGCGCGGCGAAAUUUCGCGCGCGUUCACAACACUCGGAAGCAACGCGUCAAUCGUCACGAGCGCCAGGCUGUUGUUUUACGUCGAAGACGUUUUCGACGUUGACGAUAAACUCGCGCACAUCCGCCAGGCUCGAAGCGCGUUGAAGAAUUCUGACAUCGUCGCGCGAGGAGGUGCCCGAGCCUUCCCAUUCGACGUAGCGCUGUAUGCGAUGAACGAACAGUACUUGAACAUCAAGUCAAACACGUGGCGAGCGCUCAUCAUAGGACUCGUGACGUCCACAAUCAUUAUGUUCGUUGCUUUUCGCGGCGACGUUCGAGCGACUAUGGUGGCCUCUGCGACGCUCGCGUUCACACAAGCUGAGCUCUUCGGCGCCAUGGGUCGGUUCAAUGUCAAGCUCAACGGCGCAUCCAUGGCGAACUUGAUCAUUUCGACCGGUGUCGUGAAUGAAUUCAUCGCUCACAUGUCCCGCGCGUUUUUCUCUUCCGACCGGCGCGCGGGCGCCGCCUUCGCAUCCAUCGCUCCCGCUUUGUUCAACGCUGGAGUGACCACGUUCCUUGGUGUCAUCCCGAGCGCGUUCGCGCGGUACGAGUACUUCCGCGUGUACUUUUUCAGUCAAUGGUGCGUGAUUUUGCUCUUCGCCGUGGCGAAUGGCGUCGUCUUUCUACCAAUAGCGCUCAGUCUCUUCGCGUGA
Ostreococcus lucimarinus CCE9901 is the source of this 3552-nucleotide messenger RNA. Its product is annotated as RND family transporter: Patched (Ptc) segmentation polarity protein. The record is from RefSeq and is a predicted model, not a curated record. The coding region runs from base 1 to 3552 and encodes 1183 amino acids. Lineage: Eukaryota; Viridiplantae; Chlorophyta; Mamiellophyceae; Mamiellales; Bathycoccaceae. Gene Ontology annotation, cellular component: plasma membrane. Gene Ontology annotation, biological process: smoothened signaling pathway. Gene Ontology annotation, molecular function: smoothened binding; hedgehog family protein binding; hedgehog receptor activity. The transcript has a single exon.